Molecule: messenger RNA, 903 nt
Organism: Phytophthora sojae
Lineage: Eukaryota; Oomycota; Peronosporomycetes; Peronosporales; Peronosporaceae
Exons: 3
Coding region: 1-903 (300 amino acids)
Source: RefSeq, a predicted model, not a curated record
AUGGCACCGAUCGUGGCAGCGAAGUCGGAGGCUGACCGUGGUAACAACUCCAAAAUCGACAAGAAUGAAGCAGCCGGUAACAAUGAGAGCACUGGUAGUCGCAACAGCAGUAGGAGCGGAAGUCGAUCAAGUCAACCGCGUACGACGACUUCCCGAGAGAAAUCCAGGUCAUCCACCCCACUCACUGCCUGGCCCAACCAAAAGAAGACUGAACCUUCCAAGCGCACGAAGACGCCGACGUCUGCCAAAUCGCCGACACGGGCGACUCCGGAGACCCCAGCGACCACCCAGCCUACCAAAAAGACGGUCGCUGCUCAUCCGUUGCCAUCCGCUAUGCUGCACAAACACAAGCAGGCCUCGGUCUUCACGUCCGGCAAAAAGAAGCACAAGACCAACUUCUCCAGCGCCUACGACUCGGGGUCCAUUCCGUGCCGGAUUAACCACGGAAGUAUCCGCAACGCGCUGCAGUGGACCAAAGACCCAAACAGUCUAUCCUUCGACCCGCUGCUGAUCACCUGUGUCGAGGGGUUCUUGGAGACCAAGCACCCAUUUGUGUUCCUCGCUCGCACUACUUUCCGCGAAUUGAUGCGGCUAGAAGAUGCCCGUGACAAGACGCUCCCCAUUCUUGCCCAGGUGAUCGUGCCGUUGCGUGGGGCGCUGAUGGCCAAGGACGACGAUACGUUCCUCAUGGCGCUGGAGGCAACGCGCAUGCUGUCCGAUCUGGUCGAGGGGGAGAUGAACAUUUACCUGCCCAAACUCACGCAGCAGAUCCACCGCAAACUGCUCACCAAGCAACUACGAGCCGACGUAGAAGAUACGCUCGCAGUUCUAGAGAGUAACGGUGGCAAGGAGGCACUCGCUAUCAUCCGCUCCAAGAUCCCUACGUACGUCUCCAUUCGCUAG